UGGAGAGGUAUGGAACCAUAAAAUGGACAGUUGGACAGCUCUAAUAUAGAUAGCUACAGUUUCAGGAGUCGUGUGUAGGACAAAAGAACCUCAUUGUGUGUGAAUAUGACUUUGUCCCUGAAGGGUUACACACAAAUAUCAGAUUAUAAAAAAACAAAACUAUAUAUGUCCAAUGUUUUUGAGAUACUAAUUUGCAAGGGAAUAAGAUACUAGGCAUAUUUGCAUUUUUAUUCACCCUGUUGUCUCUAAUCUGUGUUGAAUCAUUUCCUUGUGUCUUCCUGCAAAGCUCGGGUGCACAUAAUAUUGUACUUCUAUAAAAUCAGAGAAACUUGCUUCCAGAAAAUGCCGACAAGACUACAAAUAUAUUGGGCAGUCGUCCUUAUAAUAGCAUGGCCAUGUGGAUUUAUCUUAAACUCAUCCAUUGUAGCCGUGUAUCUGAGCUACAGAAAGAAAGAGUGUGACAGAAUCCUUCUCACCAUGGCCUGCUGCAAUGUUCUCCUGCUGAGCCUGCUAGCAUUUGAUAUGACAUUUUUUACCUAUGGGCUAUACAUCCUGUUUGACAAAGAAUUAUUUUUGGCCAUUUCUAUUAUACUCUUCUUCUCCAUUAAUUUCUCAUUUUGGCUGACUGCCUGCCUGUCCGUCUACUAUUGCUUGAGACUGGUCAACUUCUCAUGCCAAAUCUUGAUUCAUUUACAAAGAAGAAUCUCGUUUGUGGUUACCUUGUUCCUACUGGUUUCAGUUCUGAUUUCAUGGGUAAUUAAUCUUCCAGUUAUUUGGACCGUUCAAAUAACCAAAACAAAUGCUACAAGUACUUAUCAGGAUUAUAUAUUUAAUUGCAAUCAACUCUACAUGUUUUUUAACAUUGUUUUUGGAAGCGCUUUGCCUUUCGUUGUAACGUCUCUCUGCAUCGGGAUCUGUCUGAUAUCUCUUCUGAGGCAUGUUCAGAGGAUGAGACAGCACAUUUCUGAAUUCUGGAGCCCACAGUUGAAAAGCCACGUGAAAGCAUUCAGGACAAUGUUGCUUCUUUUAAUUCUGAACCUGAUUUUCUUCACAGUAUUUGGUAGUCUCUAUCUAGCUGAACAUGAUCUGGAAGAUGCAUUGCAAACUGUGCUUUGGUCUGGUACCAUGUUCAUUCCGUCAGGACAAGCCUUAAUUCUGAUCUUUGGAAAACCUAAAUUAGCAAGCGCUUGGUCAAAAACGAUGUCAAUGUUUGGAUCAUGUGCAAGAAAUGUGUAAUGCUGUUAAUAAGCACAUGUUCACUAUACUGUAUAGAUCUGUAGUUAAUGCGGUGAAGGAAUACUCUAUAAAUAAGAUAUUUUGAGAGGAUAUUUUAUGCUUACACCUUUGCCUGACAUUUGAGUUCCAAAGUAUUUGCUGGAUUGACUGACCUAAUGUAUCUUUUCUGUUUUAUUUGUUUAGAGAUAAUGAUUAUGUUUGUGUGCUCCAGGAAAUAGAUAUCAGAUGUUAAUAAAGAGUAAAGUCAAAAUAAUAUGUUAUGUAAUACAGUCAUGGUUCUAUAAUACAUCAAUUUCUAAACAAAUGCUGGUAAA
This is a messenger RNA of Xenopus laevis (African clawed frog), 1550 nucleotides long. RefSeq names its product taste receptor type 2 member 9. Bases 343 to 1236 code for a protein of 297 amino acids. NCBI's taxonomy places the organism in Eukaryota, Metazoa, Chordata, Amphibia, Anura, Pipidae. The transcript has a single exon. The record is from RefSeq and is a predicted model, not a curated record.